AUGGCGUUACGAGAACAGCCAAUAGCAUUAUCAUCACUGCCUAUGAAUGAUACCUGUAAACAGAUAAUUCCAACAUAUGUAACAUAUGAUCAUCCUACUACAAAAUGGCUAAUUAACACAUUUCGUAACAGUUCUGUUAAACGUCUAACAGUUAUGAUUAAGGAAAGACCAAAUAUAUUUAAGCAUAUCUAUCAAAUCUAUGAUUGUCCAGCUGAGAUUCGGUCGGAUCCAAAUGAUUUGAAAUAUUUACUUAGUAGUACAGCUGUAUUAUAUUUUCAUCCAUUAUGUUUAGCUAUUUAUAUGCGCUAUAAAAGUGCUGUAGACGCUUUAUUACUAUCCGGCUUAUGUAGUCCACUGGAAUAUAGUUAUGCAUCAGAAGUAUAUGUUCAAGUACAAGGCAAUAAUGGAGGUGAUUUAUUAGAAGUACUACCAUCUUGUGUAGCUAUACGUCGACAAUGUUUAGAUGUUUUACCUAUUUUAUUCAAAUCAACGUCAUGUUUGCAUUUUCCAGCCUAUUCACCGCGUACAUCAUUCAGUCUACGUUAUAUGAGUAAACGUGUACAAAAAUCUUUGACAUAUGAUGAUCUAUUUCAUUAUUGUAUAGAAUUAGCUCAAGUUAAUCGAUUUAUCAAUAUAGUAUGUACAUUAUUUACACUUAUUUUUAAAUGUUCAGGAUUUUAUAAACCUGGUGGCUUAGGUGAAAGCAAAAAGUCACAAAAUUAUUCAUUAUUUCGUCGAUUGAUAUACACAGCCUUCUAUGUUGACAUUGAUAACCGUAUCACUUAUCCACUGAUACAGUGUAUGGAGUUAUUGAUGAAAGCUUCACACUUUCGAAAAACAUUUUGUUAUCAGUUGCCUACAACCUGA
Heterobilharzia americana is the source of this 867-nucleotide messenger RNA. NCBI's taxonomy places the organism in Eukaryota, Metazoa, Platyhelminthes, Trematoda, Strigeidida, Schistosomatidae. The record is from the annotation of a GenBank genome assembly.